Molecule: messenger RNA, 756 nt
Organism: Penicillium coprophilum
Lineage: Eukaryota; Fungi; Ascomycota; Eurotiomycetes; Eurotiales; Aspergillaceae
Product: GPI anchored serine-threonine rich family protein
Exons: 2
Coding region: 1-756 (251 amino acids)
Source: RefSeq, a predicted model, not a curated record
AUGUAUUUCUCGAAGAGUGUUAUUGCCGCCAUGGCUUCGCUCGUGGCCCUUGGCCUCGCCGCCGACCCUCUGUCUUUCACUUCCUGGCCCAAGGAGCCCCUUCAGGCUGGCAAGCCUGUUACCCUCACAUGGAUUGGUGCUGAUGCUGAUAAGCCUGUGACCAUCCUCCUCCGCCAAGGGUCCUCGGGCGAUCUGCAGGACGUGAAGCCGAUCACUACUGACGGCAAGGGCGGCACCUUUACUUGGACACCUGACGACGAUAUCAAAAGCGGAAAUACCUACGCCUUCCAGAUCAGACAGAAAGACGAGACUAACUAUACCGCUCUACUGAAGUCGGUCGCAAAGCCUGUCGCCGAUGUUCACGAAGCCAAGGAACUCAAGGACACCACCUCCGAAUCUGGCACUGCGGCUGCUUCUUCUGCUGCAACCAAUGGUUCACCCACCGGCGCUACCGACACUGCUGCUGUUCACACCAAACCCAUAGGUGAUGCUACCCAGACGACGCAAGGAACCCAUACCACAAUGACCAGCACUGCCAGCAAAGCCCUCAUCAGCUCUUCCACCCACUUAUCUGCCAGUCCCUCAAGCUCUGCCGCUGCUAGCUCCACCGAGAAACUGAUGGCUACUGGCACUGAGGUUGUCGAGGGCAAGGAACCAUCCUCCACUGGAAGCAUGCAAACUGGCGCUGCUUCUCUCCCAGAGUACUCCGUACAAUUGGUAAUUGGUAUCGCCGGUCUCUUGGCCUAUUUUAUCUAG